GCGCGCCGUCUCCAGCCCUGAACCGGUUUAGUACCCGGUUAAUGGGAGCCACCGCGACCCCGCCGCCACCGCCGAAAGUCCGCAGCAAUGAAAACCUGGACAAAAUUGAUAUGUCUUUGGAUGAUAUCAUCAAAUUGAAUCGAAAGGAAGGAAAGAAGCAGAAUUUCCCGAGACUGAAUAGAAGACUCCAGCAAAGCGGUGCCCGGCAAUUCAGGAUGAGAGUGAGAUGGGGAAUUCAACAGAAUUCUGGUUUGGGUAAGAAUAGUCUGAGCCGUAGAGGAAGAGUGGUGCCUGGAAAGAGACGUCCUUAUGGAGUUAUCACUGGCCUUGCAGCCAGGAAAGCAACUGGAAUUCGAAAAGGAAUUAGUCCUAUGAAUCGACCUCCUCUAAGCGACAAGAAUAUAGAACGAUAUUUUCCAGCGUUAAAAAGGAAGGCAAACCUUCUGAGACAAAAUGAAGUGCAGAGAAAACCAGUUGCAGCUCUCAAGAGACCUAACCAGUUAAAUAGAAAAAAUAACAUUCCAGCCAACUUUCCCAGGAGUGGAAAUAAAUUAAGUCAUCAGAAAGAUACUCGUCAGGCAACUUUUCUUUUCAGAAGAGGCCUGAAGGUUCAGGCCCAGUUGAACUCAGAACAACUGCUAGACGAUGUAGUAGCAAAGAGAACUCGUCAAUGGCGGACUUCCACCACAAAUGGAGGAAUUUUGACUGUAUCCAUUGAUAAUCCAGGAGCAGUGCAGUGCCCAGUAACUCAGAAACCACGAUUAACUCGUACAGCUGUGCCCUCAUUCUUGACAAAAUGGGAGCAAUCUGAUGUAAAGAAAGUUCCUAAAGGUGUCCCCCUGCAAUUUGACAUAAAUAGUGUUGGAAAACAGACAGGGAUGACUUUGAAUGAGCGAUUUGGGAUCCUGAAGGAACAAAGAGCCACUCUCACUUUCAACAAAGGAGGAAGCCGCUUUGUAACUGUGGGAUAGAUCCCAUGUCAAAGGGACUUUUGAGUGAUGACUCUUUUAAAAGUUGAAUUGCUUGAAGAGUUCAUCACAGAAAUUCAAGAAACUUUAUUUCAAAAUAUUCACAAGGCUAAAUAACUCUUAUUUUUUAUUUUUGAAGUUUUUUCUUUUUUUUUAACAUGUAUAAGUAAUGUCCUAAAAGAAUAACAGGGAAUAUACCUAUGUGUUCUUAAAGAUUUCAUGGUUAGCCCAGACAGAACAAUUCUCUAUUUGACUUCUUUGGUUCCUCAUACAGCAGAAAGAGGGUGGAAAGAUAGAAAUUGAUUAUUUUUAUGAUAGUGGUAUUUAGGAUCUCAUCACCUUUGCCCUUUACACCUUGCCAUGGUAAAUCUUGGUCUUCAAGAUUUGAAGUAGGUCUCUUUGUUGCUGUCACUUAUCCUUUAAUAGUGUUUCUGUAAUAAGUGCAGUUAACUUCAUUAGGGAUAUAAAAAAUUAUUAGAAUUCCAGUUUGGGGGUUUAAGAUUUAUGGGAAUAUCUGGAAUUUGAUUCAUUUUUCAAAUAACGUUAGGUUAAUCUUCCAGAGUUGUAAAUCUUUAAUGCUGAACUUUUAACAAGAAAUGUGACUCUAGGCAUA
This is a messenger RNA of Hippopotamus amphibius kiboko, 1581 nucleotides long. Its product is annotated as UAP56-interacting factor-like. The record is from RefSeq and is a predicted model, not a curated record. Lineage: Eukaryota; Metazoa; Chordata; Mammalia; Artiodactyla; Hippopotamidae. Gene Ontology annotation, biological process: mRNA export from nucleus. Gene Ontology annotation, molecular function: mRNA binding.